AGACGAGCUCCUCUCCCGGGUUUUUGGGUUUUCCUUCUCCUCUCGUUCUCUGUCCCUCCCACAGACAGACCCUGCCAGUCGCUCUCUAAUAAUCCCCCCCCUCGACUGAGUUCAUCCUCCACUAUGACUAGUCACGAGAAGACCUUCGUUGACCCGGAGGAGAAGAAUGUCUCCCAGGUCACUCCUACCGGAAGCUCCCACGAGGAGCCAGAGGGCGAAUGGCGUGAUCAGGAAGACUUCUUGACCCGCAAUGGUUUGAACCUCAAGUCCUUCCAGCGACGUACCGGCAAAGUCGAGCUCGACAAGUCCAUGAAGCCUCGCCAUCUUCACAUGAUCGCCAUCGGUGGUUCCAUUGGAGCUGGUUUCUUCGUCGGUUCUGGUAAAUCCUUCUCCGAGGGUGGCCCUGGUGCUGUCCUGGUCGAUUUCUCUCUUAUGGGUAUCAUGAUCUUCAACGUCGUCUACGCCCUUGGUGAACUUGCCUGCUUGUACCCUGUCUCCGGUGGUUUCUAUACCUACUCGACUCGCUUCAUCGAUCCUUCCUGGGGUUUCGCCAUGGGAUGGAACUACGUCUUCCAAUGGGCCAUUGUCUUGCCGCUUGAAAUCACGGUUGCCGGUCUCACAGUCGCAUAUUGGCCGGUAGAUGUUUCACAAGCCGUUUGGAUCACCAUUUUCUGGGUCAUUCUCAUCGUUGCCAACAUCUGGGGUACUUUGGGUUACGCCGAGGAAGAGUUCUGGGCGUCUUGUCUCAAGCUUAUCGCUACCAUUAUCUUCAUGAUCGUCGCCCUCGUGUGCGUUCUCGGUGGUGGUCCCAGCAACGGUAAAUACAACGAGUACUGGGGAGCCCGCAACUGGUACGACCCAGGUGCUUUCAAGAACGGUCUCAAGGGUUUCUGUGGUGUCUUCAUCAACGCUGCUUUCGCCUACUCUGGAACUGAGCUUGUCGGUCUUGCUGCCGCCGAGACCAAGAACCCCGUCAAGAGUCUUCCCUCUGCCGUCCGUCAAGUCUUCUGGCGUAUCACCCUUUUCUACGUUCUCGGUCUCACCUUUGUCGGUCUUUUGGUCCGCCACGACGAUACCCGUCUGCUCGGCUCCGGUUACAUUGAUGUCAAGGCUUCUCCUUUCGUCAUUGUCGGCAAGGACGCUGGCCUCAUCGGUUUCGACAGCUUCAUGAACUUCAUCAUCUUGGUCUCCGUCAUCUCCAUUGGUAUGUCUGGUGUGUACGGAGGUUCGCGUACCCUCACUGCCCUCGCCGAGCAGGGUUACGCUCCCAAGAUCUUCACCUACAUUGACCGUUCUGGACGUCCUUUGUUCUCCGUCGGCAUCAUCCUGCUUAUGGGUGCUCUUGCCUACAUGAACUUGGCUGCCGACGGUGAGCUCGUCUUUGGUUGGUUCAUCGCUCUUUCCGGUCUCGCUGCCCUCUUCACCUGGGGAUCCAUCUGCUUGUCCCACAUUCGUUUCCGCAAGGCUUGGGCUUACCACGGCCACACCCUCGACGAGAUCCCCUUCCGUGCCGCCGGUGGUGUCUACGGUUCCUGGUGCGGUCUCAUCAUCAUCAUCAUUGUCCUCAUCGCCCAGUUCUACACUGCCAUCUCUCCCCGUGGCUCCAAGGUUGGCACCGCCGAGGAGUUCUUCUCCGCCUACCUCGCUUUCUUCGUCGUCAUCUUCUUCUGGCUCAUCGGCUACUUCUGGAAGCGCCAGGGAUGGCUCCGCACCGCCCAAAUCGACGUCGACACUGGCCGUCGCGAGCUUGACUGGGACUACAUCAACGCCGAGCGCGCCCGCAUGGCCGCUCUCCCCACCUGGAAACGCACUCUCGCGAGGAUCUUCUAA
Messenger RNA from Periconia digitata, 1830 nucleotides. The record is from the annotation of a GenBank genome assembly. Lineage: Eukaryota; Fungi; Ascomycota; Dothideomycetes; Pleosporales; Periconiaceae.